This is a messenger RNA of Esox lucius (northern pike), 7069 nucleotides long. RefSeq names its product TIAM Rac1 associated GEF 1b (gene tiam1b). Gene Ontology annotation, molecular function: protein binding; guanyl-nucleotide exchange factor activity. The transcript is spliced from 31 exons. Gene Ontology annotation, cellular component: synapse; plasma membrane; cytosol. Gene Ontology annotation, biological process: activation of GTPase activity; small GTPase-mediated signal transduction; positive regulation of axonogenesis. The record is from RefSeq and is a predicted model, not a curated record. Lineage: Eukaryota; Metazoa; Chordata; Actinopteri; Esociformes; Esocidae. Bases 325 to 5355 code for a protein of 1676 amino acids.
GUAGCGGCAACAGACGGGGCUUGCCGCUGCCGCGUCAAAGACACAUUUUAGCUAUGGCAUUAUUCUACACUGCGCGUCCAAUACGCCGCACACACUGGACGGCACCUACAACAAUCCACUGAGUAAUGACAGAACAAGACAUUCCUUAUAUGGGAGCAACGGGGGAGGACCUUGGACACAACUGCCUCUCUCGCCUGGACCAAGAAAUCUGUGGCGUUCGUAUCGGCAACAUCGGGACUGUUCUCCCCGUGUGAUUGGAUGGUCGGCCUGUGGGUGCAACUCAACACGCCAGUGAUGCCAGCCCAGGAGAGCAGACCCUGAACCAUGGGCAACGUGGAGAGCCAGAACGGCGACCACGCCUUCUACGGUGCCCAGCAUGGCCACCUCGCCCGCAAGCACACUUCUCGCUCCCUGCGUAUCUCCAACAAGCAUCGCCCAUCCGGCUCUGGUUCCGACCGCCGCUCCCGCGACCGCUACGCCUCGCAGGGGAAAGUAGAGCAUCAUAACUCGGAGACGUCCACGCGCUCCAGCAGCACUCCCAGCAUACCCCAAUCUCUGACCGACCACGCCCUGGAGCCCUUCAACCAGACCCAUGUCCUGUCGGACUUCUCCUCUCCCAUCUGGGUGGACAGAAUGGCCAUGAACCUCCGACCGCUCUCCUUCAACAACCCCCUGGACCACCCCUCCGUGGGACUCGAGCCAGACACAGCGUCCCCCGGGGCUGCACCCCACAGCCCCCAGGACUAUCACGGCCCCCAGAGCCCCGGGGCUGCACCCCACAGCCCCCAGGACUAUCACGGCCCCCGGAGCCCCAAUUACACAGCAGCGGUGACCUACCUCCAGAAAACCAGAGACGGGCCCAGAGAACACAAGGACGGGGUCAGCUUCAAGAAGAAGAGGUCCAAGUCAGCCGACAUGUGGCGGGAAGACAGUCUGGAGUUCAGCCUGUCAGACCUCAGCCAGGAACACCUCACCAGCACGGAGGAGAUGAUAGACACCGAGGAGGUCGACGACCGGGACUUCCCGGAUUGUGACGGGCUGCUGGGCCUGGCCUCCCCCGAGGGGCUGGAUCCAACCGGCCGGACGAAUUCCCUGGACCAGCUGGCCCGGCGGCCCGCUGGACGCUACGCCAAGUGGCACCGUGAGGCCAGUCGGGUGGCCCGGGAGGGGGAGGACGAUAAAAUGCUUUCCCCGUCGGAGGAGGAUGGGAACUCGUACGGGGCGUACACCCUGCCCUGCCGGCGCUCACACUGCUUGUCAGAGGGGCUGAGCAAACAGCAGACUGAGACCAGUACCAUCAUGCAGGGGCGCCGGGCGCAGACCAUACAGGAUGUGACGGCGGGCGAGGGGAGCGAGUAUGAGGACAGCGGUGUCGACGUGGCGACAGCCGAGCGGGCGGGGCACCAGGGCCGGCGUUACAAGACCAUGUCGAUGUCCUUCUCUGUGUGCUCGGCUGCUGGGCGGAGCAUGUUCGCUGGCAGCGACAGCGGCAGCAGCAGUGGAGGGGCGCCCAGCGAGGGCGUCCAGGGGGUCUACGAGAACUUCAGACAGGAGUUGGAGAUGAGCUCGUGUCAGACCGAGAGUCUGGAGGAGGCGGGCUCAGCGCUUAGUGAUGAGCAGAGCACCAUGAGUUCAGCCUACCAAUCAGAUCCGCUGCUCAGUGUUGCUCAGGGAACUGUGCGGAAGGCAGGCCGUCUGGCUGUCAAGAACUUCCUGGUUCAUAAGAAGAGCAAGAAAGUGGAGUCAGCCACCAGGAGGAAGUGGAAGAGCUACUGGGUCUGCCUCAAAGGAUGUACUUUGUUCUUCUACGAGACAGACGGGCGUUCAGGGAUCGACCACAACAGUGUUCCCAAACACGCGGUGUGGGCUGAGCACAGUAUCGUCCAGGCCGUGCCUGAACACCCCAAGAAGGACUUUGUCUUCUGCCUGAGCAACUCUCUGGGAGAUGCAUUCCUCUUCCAGACUUGCAGCCAGACAGAGCUGGAGAACUGGAUAACAGCUGUCCACUCGGCGUGUGCGGCAGCGGUUGCUAGGCAGCACCACCGCGAGGACACGGUCCGCCUGCUCAAGGCUGAGAUUAAGAAACUGGAGCAGAAGAUUGACAUGGAUGAGAAGAUGAAGAAGAUGGGAGACAUGCAGCUCUCUGCUGUUACUGACAACAAGAAGAGGAAGGCCAUACUGGAUCAGAUCUUCCUCUGGGAACAGAAUCUGGAGCAGUUCCACAUGGGUCUGUUCCGGUUUCGCUGUUACCUGGCCAGUCUCCAGGGAGGGGAGCUGCCCAACCCGAAACGCCUGCUGGCCUUCGCCUCCAGAACCACCAAACUGGCCAUGGGACGCCUGGGGAUCUUCUCCGUGUCGUCGUUUCACGCUCUGGUGGCGGCCCGGACAGAGAGUGGUGUAAGGAGGCGCACCCACGCCAUGUCUCGUUCCUCCUCAUCCAAACGUAAGAGCAGGUUCUCCUCCCUCUGGGGUCUGGACACCACCUCCAAGAAGAAGACUAAAGCCCAUCCCAGCAUCAACCAGGUCUUUGCUGAUGGCGAGGAGCCCUUGGAUGGGACCUAUAAUGCCGACUCUGCCAAGGAGAGCGUGCAGGGUGAUGAGGGAACAGUGAAGAGCCUCCCUCGGGUCAACACAGAGAGUACCAUGACCGACAGUGACAUCUGGGUGCCUGACCACCUGACCCCGUCCUGGGUUUGUCUUCCCAACGACCAGCCAGUCCUCACCAUCAUACAGCCAGGAGAGUCUGCCCUGGAUGCCCUGGAGACCAUCUGCAAGGCCCAUCAUCUGGAUCCCACCAAACAUUACCUCCGCCUCAAGUUCCUCAUCGACAACCAAGUCCAGUUCUACAUCCCCAAACCAGAGGAGGAUGUGUGUGACUUGCUAUAUAAAGAGAUAGAGCUGUGCUCCAAGAUCACCAAAGUCAUCCAGUUUGACCGUGAUGAGUCCUGCAUGAUAGGUUACGGGUUCUCCAUCUCUGUGGUGGAAGAAGAUGCUGUGCAGCAGCUGUACAUUACUGAUGUGAAGGCAGGAGGAUUAGCGUUCGCUAAAGGUCUGAAUGCGGGCGAUGAGAUCUUGCAGUUGAACGGGAAGGACUCGCACAGUCUGAACUUCUCGGACAUGAAGACAGCCUUCACCCAGGCCUCAUUGUCCCUGACUGUUAACACUCUGCCCUCCAUGGACCGGCGGCAACUCUGCUACCUGCCCCCUCGACGCUCAGAUGCUCAGGACGACCUCUACACAGACAUCUUCUCUAUGAGCCAGGAGGAGAUUUUGGACGACGGGGUCGGCCUGACCCUGGAGAGUUCUGGAGACAGCCUGGACGAUGACUCUGAGAUCUUCAGCGAGGUGGACCGAUGCAGAAAGAGGAGCAAGCGCUCCUCAGAGUCCAUCUAUGACGUGCUCCAUCUGAGCACGGAGCAAGUCGCAGCUUUCUGCCGCAGUCUCCAUGACAUGAAUCCUUCGGAGGGCGCCGCGACGUCUUCAUCCCCCAGUCCGGACUCUCCCUUCCCUCCCGCCCUGGGCGCCGCCACACGACAGCUCUCAGACGCCGACAAGCUACGCAAAGUCAUUUGUGAGCUGGUGGAGACAGAGCGCACCUAUGUCAAAGAUCUUAACUGUCUCAUUGGGAGGUUCUUAACCCCACUGCAGAAGGAGACCUGCCUCACUCAGGAUGAGCUGGACAUUCUGAUCGGGAACCUGCCUGAGAUGGUGGAGUUCCAGGUGGAGUUCCUCAAGACCCUAGAAGAUGGUACCAGAUUGGUUCCAGAUCUGGAGAAGCUAGAGCGAGUGGACCAGUUCAAGAAAAUCCUCUUCUCACUGGGCGGCUCAUUCCUCUACUACGCGGACCGGUUUAAGAUCUACAGUGCGUUCUGCGCCAGUCACACUAAAGUGCCCAAGGUGCUGGUGAAGGCAAAGACAGAUGCAGAUUUCAAGGCAUUUCUGGAUGAGAGGAACCCUAGACAGCAGCACUCCUCCACGCUGGAGUCCUACCUGAUCAAACCCAUCCAGAGGGUCCUGAAGUACCCCCUACUGCUGAGGGAGCUCUACUCUCUCACCGACCCUGACAGUGAAGAACAUUAUCAUCUGGACGUUGCCAUGAAGGCCAUGAACAAGGUGGCCAGCCACAUCAACGAGAUGCAGAAGAUCCACGAGGAGUUUGGAGCCGUGUUUGACCAGCUAAUAGCCGAACAGAGCGGAGACAAGAAAGAGGUUGCUGAUCUGUCGAUGGGUGACUUGCUGCUGCACACCAGCGUAGCUUGGAUUAACCCGCCGUCCUCCCUGGGAAAGUGGAAGAAAGACCCACAGUUGGCUGCUUUCGUCUUCAAAACAGCUGUGGUGUUUGUGUGUAAGGAAGGCUCCAAGCAGAAGAAAAAAAUUGUUGGCUCCCAUCGGGUGUCGUCAGGUUCCUUCGAAGACAAGGACCCAUUCCGCUUCCGUCACAUGAUCUCCACAGAUACACUCCAAGUCCGAGCCCAUAAUAACCAAGAUGGAGAGGGUUCUGCUGUGUGUGAGAUAGUCCAUGUGAAGUCUGAGUCUGAAGGGCGGCCGGAGAGGAUAUUCCACCUGUGCUGCAGUUCCGUGGACAGUAAAAAAGACUUCCUGAAGACGGUCCAUUCCAUCCUGAGAGACAAGCAGCGUCGUCAGCUGAUGAAGACCGAGUCUCUUCCUCCCAACCAGCAGUACGUCCCCUUUGGAGGCAAACGCCUCUGUGCCCUGAAAGGUGCCAGGCCAGCCAUGAACAGAGCAGUGUCGGACCCGGCGAGAACCCUGGGUCGAAGAAAGCUGGUGCGGAACCGUUUCACAAUUGACACUGACAUUGUCUUCGACAACGAGCCGGACCAGCAAUCUCCUCUGUCCCCGCUGUCGCCCGCUGAUCCCAAGGGGCAGGCGGACAGACGGGGACCGGGGGAACUGCAGGGACAGGCGGAGGUUCAGGCGGGAGACACAGACCGCUGGGUGGAGGAGCAGUUUGACCUGGAGCGCUACGAGGGGGAGCAGGAGGCUCGGCCGGCUGAAGGGCGAGGAGACGCCGUGAAAGAGACCGACAUCCUGAGUGACGACGACGAGUUCUGCCAAUCGGUCAGAAGACCCUCCCCUGAAGCCCCGCCCACCACAGGCCUGGAGGCCCCGGUAAAGGCCCUGUCCCUGGGGGAGGAGGGCCCGAGGGGGAGCCCUGAACAUCCCCAACCCCAUGGAGCCACCAACCCAGGGAUGAGGCUCUCCGCCCUGGGUAAAUCAUGUACCCUGGCUGUGGUGAGCGUGGAUGACCAGGGGGCACCAGAGGGGGGGGAGGACAUCUGGGUACGCAGGGAGGACUGUCCUGUGGUCUCAGACGCUCAGACGCAACAUAGCUAGAGAGAGAGAGAGAAGGAGGGAGGGAGGGAUGGAGAACCAGACCAGCAGAAAGCUACAGACGGUGUGCCUCGGCCUUGGACAGAGCUUCACGUACUUUGCGUUCCAAGUGGCGCCCUUCUCAUUGAGUGCAUUUCCUUCAACAUAGGUGCCCACAGGGCUCUGGUUGAAAGUAGGGCACGAUGUAGCAGGGUGUCAUUUGGGACCAAUGGGCUUCGGGGGAGGGUCAGUGGACUCUCAUUCAGCCAAUCAGAAACAGUCCCCCAGUAAUGCAUGUGCGCACACAUAUUCACGGGCUACUUCAAGACGUCUCCUACUUUGCUGGUCCGGGUGAAUGCCCUGUCUGGUGUAACAGCGUGCUAAGCUGAUGCCUCGCCUUGGGGAGGAGUACUGGAAUACGGAGAGAGGAGGAGUUUUGUCCCGUCAGCCAAUCAUCAUUGAGGGGUCCUGUCAACCACUGGAAGUUGUGCGAAAGCCGUUCAAGCUGUGAGAGACUGACUGACUGACUGACUGAUGGACUGACAGAUGGUACAAUCAUGGAGCCUAAUCAAUACUGUGGUUUGCACAAUUGGGCAAAUUCCCAGGGCACUAUAAGUUCCUGCCUAUUUUUGCCAAAUUUGGAUAUUUGUUAAGUCAAGACAUGAAACCUUGUCUGAGAGACUGAGUUGUAUCAUAACGAAGGGCUGUAUAUUAUUUUAAUGUCCUUUAAGAGAUGAAAUAAUAAAUAAUGGCCCAGGACAUACAGUCUAGUCGAGUCUUGCAAAGUUUACUGUACUUGUAGGUUGUCACAUUCAUAUUCUAGCUACACAGAUACUAUUUGGAGCAGUUUACCUUCUUGGUUGUGUAUAUAAUUUGUACCACAUUUGUUGCAAACCGAAAAACUGGGGUGUAUUAAUUUGUUGGAUUUCAUCAGACAGGUUUAGUGUGUUGCAAAACAUUUUGGAAUUAAAUGACAAAUAACCUACCUUAAUGUGACCAAUAGAAACAGUUGUUAGUACAACCAGACAAAAGUUUUUACAACAAAAUCUGACUACUGAUUACAACCCCAAGCUAGCUUUUAAGUAAGACUAUUUAGUUUGAUAAUGUUUUAAAAUCCCAAUCUUUACAGACGAUAAGGUGUUUCAACUGUGUUUUAACUUAACAAUAUCCUGUUUUACUUGAAUUGUGCUAUAUUUUUUCAUUUUUAAUGUCUUUCAGCUCUUUUAAUUUUUACUUGUCAUUUUGUCAACCAUGGACAUAUACUGCUCCUCAUUCCAUCUUUUCUGAUAAUAUAUAUACACACACACACACACACAGUAACGUCAAAGCCAUGUAUUUUCUAAAUAUAUAUGGCUGUCUGUUACUAUAAUUAUUAACACUUUGUGCACAUUCUUUGUUGUGGAAAUCUUGUCACAUACAUUCAUACAUUGUUUUUUUUUCUGUUUAGAAAUGUUGUUCACUGUUGUUUACCACCAAUAAUGCAUUUUGAAAGCCAUGUUUUUAUUUAUUUUAGUGAAUUGGUGUUGAUGAUUUUUGCCACCAGACCCAAAAACUUUAUUCCAAACUUGCUGGAUGCAAUCAAGAUGGAGAUGUCUAAACUAGUGGAAAGAAAUGUUUAAGAAGAAAUCCUAUAAUAAUACUCGUGAAACUGCCCAUUGUGCUAAGACUGUCAUUUUUAUGACUAUCUAUGUAAAUAGAACAAUGUAUUGAUAUAUCAAAUAAAUUGGUUUCCUACUUA